CGCACUCGUCUCUCGUCCUGCACUGAUUACCUCGAAGCGAUUGCGGAACUCCGCGCUAAGCUUCUUCACUCCUCACCCUCCUACCUCAUUUCAAAUCCUGAAGAGCUAAUCUCACUUGUCGAGGUGGCGAAGAACACGCUGCAAAGCAACGGUAUCAGUUUGCAUACGUUCUCCUCGUGCCCAGACUAUUUGUCUGCGUAUAAGGCCGCGUACUUCGGCCUAUUACUGCAGCUUCAAGUACACAGUCAUAACGCCCGGCUAGAAUCAAAAGAUCUCCAAGGUAAUUUGACUUUGACAAUUUAAAUAUUAACCUUAUGUCGAGUCAAGAAACAUAAUAAAUGAUUGACGCUGAUCCUUAUCGCUGAUCCAGUACGACUCAACCGCCUGCUAUUUCCACUGUCUACUCAGCUUAGGGUCCGCACAAAGGCGGCGGACCAAGCAGUACCCGGUGGCUAUGCUAAACAGAAUUCUUGUGUCAAAGGAGCAGGUAACGACCUUGACGAGAAUUCGCCACAGACAAGACUCGCGCCGCUCCCUUCGGGGGCAAAGGCCGCAGCAACUCCCUUCUCUGGACAUGCUGCACCUCCACACGUACGUCCGACUGGACCUCCCAACUUACCACCAAACGUAAUGCUGCCGCCUCCUGCCCCGGUUCAACGUUCUACAGAAUCAUCAAAAUCAUGGAACAUACCGGCGAAUAUUUCGUCUCGACAACUAUCUGACCGAUCGAAUGGUGCCCUUUCUCAGCCUUUAAAGAGAGAGCGUUCUUCCGCGUCUCUCAGUCGUAAGGCCUCUCAAGACACCGUACAUUUUAAGCGACGUCUAGGAGAACCGAUAUCGGUCUCUUCGACGCCCAAAAUUCCUGUCUCAAGCCUGAAAAUUCGUGGAAUACCAGAGGGAUCGAUUAAGGACACGGACCACCCACCACACCAAAAUGAUCACGAUGAAAUACCCGUGGACAACGCUGGGUCCUCUACCUCAAGCUCCGGAGAUGAAAGUGACACCGAUUCCGACUCUUCUCACGUUAUCGUUCCGUCCCACUCACCAUUGCGCCGAUCCUUUGGAAUAUUCUGUACGGGGAAAGGCCGAGGAGCAUUCAGUGGCCCCGUACAGGGACAGCGGCGUCGCUCCUCGUCUCGAAUGAGUACAGGGCUGCGCCGACAGCGAGAGUCAAAGGAAGACCUCAUGGAUACCAGCCCAUGAUGGGACGGUGAUCAUCGGGUUCUAUUUGGGUUUAGGGAAGCGAGAGGUGGUCGGUGAAGUAGGAUAGCGUCGAUUACGCUGCAUAAUGGAAACACGUACUCCGACUUGUCAGCGGCGGUGGUAAAAUGAAAUGUAGGAACUCAAA
Fomitiporia mediterranea MF3/22 is the source of this 1348-nucleotide messenger RNA. RefSeq lists its product as uncharacterized. The coding region runs from base 631 to 1203 and encodes 190 amino acids. Lineage: Eukaryota; Fungi; Basidiomycota; Agaricomycetes; Hymenochaetales; Hymenochaetaceae. The record is from RefSeq and is a predicted model, not a curated record. The transcript is spliced from 5 exons.